Molecule: messenger RNA, 432 nt
Organism: Saccharomyces paradoxus
Lineage: Eukaryota; Fungi; Ascomycota; Saccharomycetes; Saccharomycetales; Saccharomycetaceae
Gene: SWS2
Product: mitochondrial 37S ribosomal protein uS13m
Exons: 1
Coding region: 1-432 (143 amino acids)
Biological process (GO): translation
Cellular component (GO): mitochondrion; small ribosomal subunit; ribosome
Molecular function (GO): RNA binding; structural constituent of ribosome
Source: RefSeq, a predicted model, not a curated record
AUGGUCGUUCACAUCUUGGGGAAAGGUUUCAAAGGUAAAGAGGUCAUUAAAAUUGCACUGGCUUCUAAAUUUUACGGCAUAGGUAAAACGACGGCUGAAAAGAUAUGCUCGAAAUUAGGGUUUUACCCAUGGAUGAGGAUGCACCAACUAUCAGAACCCCAGAUCAUGAGCAUAGCAAGUGAACUGUCGACAAUGACUAUCGAAGGUGACGCUAGGGCCAUUGUAAAAGACAAUAUUGCCCUAAAGAAAAAAAUUGGAAGCUAUAGCGGUAUGAGACAUACUUUACAUUUACCAGUUAGAGGCCAACAUACGAGAAACAACGCAAAAACUGCAAGAAAGCUUAAUAAGAUUGAUAGACGUGGACUCCAUACAUUUUCUCAAGCGGAAGCACAACAUAAUCCAUCUCUUUGGUCAUAUAUCUUUGGCAAGUGA